AUGACCACCAACGCGUACAAGGAAGUGAAGGGGAAGUUGGAUGGACUGGAGGACCUGAGGAGUGGAACGGCACAGCCUAGGUGGAAUGGCGAGCAGGCGAACUUGGAGAGGAAGGAAAGGAAUUGGAAAACGAGAAGAAGUUAUGUCUGGAUCAAGUUAUCAAGCUGCAAGACAGACUAUCCUCUGUUGCAACUACUCGAGCAGAUAAAACUAGAUACUAAUGAUAAACAACCCCUUGCAGAGCUGGUUAGUCGAUUAGGGUCUGAGAAAAUAGAUCCGAAAGGCGCAUCAAUCUUUCUUCCACAACUCAAAAGAUUCAAAAAUUAUGUUCUUACGAAUCUGGAAAAAGCCCGCACAUCGCAGGCUAGAGUAGAGUUGCUCUAUCAGGAAUUUUUAUGUCCAAUUAUGGAAUGGGACGGUGUUCUUACUUGCAAAGGCAUGACAUUCUUACUUGAAAGUAAACACAAGAUGACGGAAGACCAUCUAAAGAAAAUUGUUAAACGAUUGACUGAAUUUCAAGAAAAAGUUAAUGUGAAUGAGAAGAAGUGUGCGCAAAUUCAAACAGUUGGAGUAAUUCACGCUG
Molecule: messenger RNA, 583 nt
Organism: Paraglomus brasilianum
Lineage: Eukaryota; Fungi; Glomeromycota; Glomeromycetes; Paraglomerales; Paraglomeraceae
Source: the annotation of a GenBank genome assembly